This is a messenger RNA of Sabethes cyaneus, 1248 nucleotides long. It is a transcript of the gene SiaT, whose product is annotated as beta-galactoside alpha-2,6-sialyltransferase 2. The record is from RefSeq and is a predicted model, not a curated record. The transcript has 5 exons. Bases 1 to 1248 code for a protein of 415 amino acids. NCBI's taxonomy places the organism in Eukaryota, Metazoa, Arthropoda, Insecta, Diptera, Culicidae. Gene Ontology annotation, molecular function: sialyltransferase activity.
AUGUUGCAUUCGUUGAUGUCGCGCAACUAUUGGAACAAUUUUCUGUUGCUUCUGACAUUUCUGUUCGCACUUGCCGCAUCGGUCUGGCAUGUAGUAGGCAUUUAUCAUACCGAAACAGACACCCAUCGGUACGAUAAGCGAAGUGUUUUCUACGUCAAAUACAACUCGAGCGAGCGACAGCUGAAGGCGGGUGUGGAAAAACCUUCGAUUACAACCAACGAACAGGAUGCACCCCGGACCCGGCCCCACUUUAGUACCUCCAAGAAGGCGAAUGUCGCCUUCGAUCCGACAAAGUUUAUUUGCACUGAGUCUAACACUACCGAUUGCGUCAACAAAACGCAAAUUUUCAAGGCGAAAGUUAUUUCCGAAUUUCGACGGGUACUGAAGGAAUCGUUUGAAGAGAAUCAUUAUUAUAAUGUGCGUUAUGAGCGAAUAAAAGGCGAUGAAACUGAGGUUUGCCGUUUGAGACGAGCCUCGGUUAGAACCAUUUCCUGGCGAGAUCCGCCAUUCGAUUGGAACGAACUGGGAAGUUACAUCCCGGUGCAGCCGUUGUUUAGUCAGAAAAAUGCUUCUUGUGCCGUGAUCGCCAGUGCGGGCUCACUGAAAGGUUCCAGGCUUGGCAACUUCAUCGAUCAACACGAUAUCGUGAUGCGCUUCAAUCAUGCACCCACGAAAAAGUUCGAGACCGAUGUCGGAACGAAGACUACUGUUCGGGUCGUGAACUCUCAGGUAGUGACUAAGCCGGAGUUUAAAUUGCUGACUGCCAAAUUGUUUCGAAAUAUUUCGAUAGCAGCGUGGGAUCCGGGAAAAUUCGAUCAAAGUCUUAAGGAUUGGAUAAAAGAACCCGACUUUAAUUUGUUCGACAACUUCAAAAAAUAUCAUGACAAAUAUCCAGGAGCAAACUUUCACCUUGUUGACCCGCGGAGCAUUUGGCGGGCAUGGACUGCACUGCAAGACAAAAUGGAUGUCAAAAUUAUGCGAAAUCCUCCGACUUCUGGUUUUAUUGGACUUGGUCUCCUGAUGCCUGCCUGCCGUUUCGUAGACAUGAUUGAGUACAUCCCAAGCAGUCGAAUGAAUGGCCUUUGCCACUAUUACGAUACAGAGAUUAAUUCUGUGUGCACUUUCGGCUCGUGGCAUCCAUUGGCGGCAGAGAAAUUGUACGUUCUUCGGAUGAACUCAGCCAGUGACUUUAGCACUUUCCAGCGGGGAAUUGUUCGGAUCAAACUGACGGAUGACAAUGGGUGUUAA